GGGUGCAUAAGUGGAGAGCAGCUCUUACGGAAGCUGCAGAUUAUUCCGGUUGGGAUCUCCAAAAUGUUGCAAACGGGUACGAAUCAAGGUUCAUAGAGAAAAUUGUUGAUGAAGUUUUGUGUAGAGUGAACAAUGCUUGCAUGGAUAUUGCCAAACAUCCAAUAAGUAUAGAUUAUCGUGCUGAAAAGAUGAAAGCUUUAUUAAAUCUUGGAACAAGUGAUGUUCGCAUCGUAGGCAUCUAUGGCAUGGGUGGAAUCGGUAAAACAACCUUAGCCAAAGCGGUUUAUAACCAAAUAUAUGAUGGGUUUGAAGGAAGCAGUUGUCUUUUAAAUAUUAAAGAAAUUUCAGAACAACCCAAUGGUUUAGUUCAUUUGCAAAAACAACUUCUUUCUGAGGUCUUAAAAACCAAGAACUUGAAGAUUGCCAAUGUUGAUAGAGGAAUCAAUUUGAUUAAGGAAAGAUUUUUUUGUAAAAGAGUUCUUGUUAUCCUUGAUGAUGUGGAUCACUUGAAACAACUCAAUUCAUUAGCUGGAAGCUCUGAAUGGUUUGGUCCAGUAAGUAGAAUCAUUUUAACAACUAGAGAUGAACAUUUGCUAACUAAACUUGGAGUACAUGAAAAAUAUAAGGUCGAGGAAUUGAAUCUUGAAGAAUCUCUUCAACUUUUUUGUUGGCAUGCCUUUAGGAUGGCUCAUCCAAUAGAAGAUUACUUGGAGCUUUCAUUUAGUGUAGUUAAUUAUGCAGGAGGGCUUCCAUUAGCUCUUGAAAUUUUGGGUUCCUUUCUAUCAGGAAGAAGCACUAUUGAAUGGAAAAAUGCAUUGGAAAAAUUACAAAAAUUUCCUAAUCACGAGAUUCAGAAAGUACUUAGAAUGAGCUUUGAUUCACUAAAUGAUGAUACUGUGAAGGACACAUUCCUUGAUAUUGCGUGUUUUUUUGUUGGUAUGGACAAAGAUUAUGCCAUCAAAAUAUUCGAUGGUUGUGGUUUCUUUCCGGAUAUUGGUAUUUAUAUUCUCAUUGAGAGGUCUCUUGUGACAAUCAAUUUAAAAAAUGAGUUGAGGAUGCAUGAUCUAAUUCGAGAUAUGGGAAGGGAGGUUGUUCGUGAAAGGUCAUCCAACGAUCUAGAAAAAUGUAGCAGAUUGUGGUUUCGUGAGGAUGUCUUACACGUGCUAAACAAACAAAUGGGAUCAGAAGCAGUGGAGGGUCUCAUUCUAAAUAUAUCUAUACUUGAAGAUGUACAUUUUAAAGCUGAAGCAUUUGCAAAAAUGAAAAAAUUGAGAUUGCUCCAAAUCAAUGGUGUAAAUCUCUCAGGAUGCUAUAAACAUCUUUCUGAAGGGCUAAGAUGGCUUUGUUGGCAUAAGUGUCCUCUGAAAUUUCUACCAUCAAAUUUUCAUUUAGAGAAUCUUGUUAUCCUUGACAUGCAUGAUAGUAAUAUCAAACAAGUCUGGAAGGGGAUCAAAAUACUCAACAGGUUGAAAGUCCUUAAUCUCAGCAAUUCCAAACAUCUAGUCGAGUCACCAAACUUCUCACAAGUCCCAAAUUUGGAGAUACUAAUACUUGAAGGUUGCACAAGUUUGGUUAAGCUUCAUGAGUCCAUUGGAAAUCUAAAAAAACUUAUGUUGCUGAAUUUAGAAGGAUGCCAAAACUUAAGGGAUCUUCCAAGAAGUACUUGUAACUUACAAUCUCUUCAAACUCUUAACUUGUGUGGUUGCUCAAAACUUGCUAAGCUGCCAGAGCAAUUCGAGAAUAUGAUGGCUCUAACGGAAUUGAAUGCAGACAGAACUGCUAUUAUGCAACUCCCUGCCUCAUUUGGCCUUUUGAAGAAUCUCAAAACUCUAUCAUUAUCGGGACGUAAAGGACAAGCCUCAAAAUCUUGGUUAUCGCGUUUCUCAUCAUGGAUAUCGCCAAAAAGCUCAAAUCCCACACAUUUGCUCCCAGCUUCCCUUUCUGGACUAUGGUCUUUGAGAAAACUAGUUCUGAGCGAGUGCAAUCUGUCUGAAGAUGGGAUUCCAAUUGAUCUUGGGUGUUUAUCUUCACUAGAGGAAUUGGAUUUAGCAAGAAACAAUUUUCGUAAUCUACCUCAUUGCAUCAGCCAGCUUCCUAAAUUAAGAACAUUGUGGUUGACUAAGUGCACGAGUCUUCAAUCAAUUUCAGAACUCCCCACAAGUUUAACGACCUUGCAUGCAACUGACUGCACAUCAAUAGAAACAGUCUCAAAUCUGUCGAACCUGAAAAGUCCACCUACAUUUUUUCUUACAAACUGUCAGAAAUUGGUUGAGAUUCAGGGCUUGGAGAGUUUGGAAUUUGGACCAUUAAUUCACAUGGAACAGUGUAACAAUCUAGCAUGUGAUUUUAGGAGGAGUGUUCUUCAGUGCCUGUCCAAGUGUGACGAGGUUCGUGCCGUUUUCCUCCCGGGUAGUAAGGUUCCAAAUUGGUUCAGCCAUCAGGGAAUUGGGUGUUCUAUUUCCUUCGACGUACCUCCACUUUCAGAGGGUGAAAUCCAGGGGUUGCUCGUUUGCGCUGUUUAUGCAGCCAAGGAAGAAUCCGAUGCGAUAACUUCAGCUCCUUUCUUGAAAAUCACUAAUAAAACUAGAGGCCACGAAGAAAGUUUUAGGCCAACGUUCUAUGCCAUCCCUAUAACAUGUGAAGAUCAUUCCUGUGUCUGCCAUAUACCACUCAAAAGAUAUCAAUUUGAGAUGGAAAGUGGAGAGGAAGUGGAGGUGUACAUCAUAUCUGCUGAAGGCAUUGAAGUGAAGGAGUGUGGAAUUCAUCUUCUAUUUGAUGAUUCGAAUGUAAGAGAUGGAUAUGGAAGUAUGGAUAUGGAGUCGUCUGCUAAGAGGGGUCGAGACGACAAUGAGGCAGGACCAAGCAAUGAUUGUUCUAAUGAUCAACAAAAGUGCCCUAAAAGGUCAAGGAUGGAGUCUCAAUCACAAGAAUGA
Molecule: messenger RNA, 2933 nt
Organism: Alnus glutinosa
Lineage: Eukaryota; Viridiplantae; Streptophyta; Magnoliopsida; Fagales; Betulaceae
Product: disease resistance protein RPV1-like
Exons: 5
Coding region: 141-2933 (930 amino acids)
Biological process (GO): defense response
Molecular function (GO): ATP hydrolysis activity; protein binding; ADP binding
Source: RefSeq, a predicted model, not a curated record